This is a messenger RNA of Necator americanus (New World hookworm), 1155 nucleotides long. RefSeq lists its product as uncharacterized. Gene Ontology annotation, molecular function: neuropeptide receptor activity. Gene Ontology annotation, biological process: G protein-coupled receptor signaling pathway. The transcript has 10 exons. Bases 1 to 1155 code for a protein of 384 amino acids. Gene Ontology annotation, cellular component: plasma membrane. The record is from RefSeq and is a predicted model, not a curated record. Lineage: Eukaryota; Metazoa; Nematoda; Chromadorea; Rhabditida; Ancylostomatidae.
AUGGAGUUUCCAGAAGAUGGUCCGCUACCAUUUUUUCGUCAGGAAAUGUAUAUGGUCAUAUUGCAGUCGGUGUUCUACGGCGGGGUGUUCCUCACCGGCUUCCUCGGAAACGUCUUCGUAGUGUUGGCCGUAGUUUCACAGUCUCAACUACGAAGUACUACUGAUUACCUCAUCUCUUCUCUGGCUAUGGCCGAUUUGCUCAUUAUUAUUUUUUGCCUUCCGACCACAUUGCUCAAUAAUAUUUUAACAGAAUGGCAACUGGGUGCAUUAUUUUGCAAAAUGUCGACAUGGAUAAAUUCGACCACAUCGUGCGCUUCCAUCUACACACUUGUGGCGGUGACUGCGGAUCGUUAUUUAGCGAUUUGUCAUACUUUAAAAUACACACUGUGGGAAGCUGGAUAUACUUUGUAUGUUAUAGCAGGAAUAUGGAUCGUUAGCGGUUCUCUCGCUAUUCCGAAUUUAUAUGGUUAUGAUGCGAUUUAUUUCGAAUACGGGAAUUUGACACUUUGCGUUUGUGCAUCACGAACCGAUGAGAAACCGCAAUUUGUCGUGGUGAACCUCAUCCUGGCGUUCAUCGUACCGUUCAUGCUCAUUUCAGUUUCAUAUACAAGAAUAUUUUAUACAGUAUCAAAUCAUCGCAGUCUUGCUGUAGACGCUCAUAUCCGCGAUGAACGUACGAAACUUCGUGUUGCGACUAUGAUGCUCACCGUGAUCGUUGUUUUUGCGCUUUGUUGGUUACCGUUGUACGGUAUCUACACCUAUUUUUUCUUCUUUGCUGACACCACCUCAUAUGUAUUCGAAUUAGCAUCUCAGGUCCUUCGUCCGUUUUUCCAGUGGUUAUCCUUAUUAAGUAGCUCACUGAAUCCGUUGAUAUACAUUGCAUAUAGUCAGAAAUAUCGUCGAGCAUUCCAUAAAAUUCUGCUGCUACCUUGUAGAUCAAAAUACGAAAGGGUGCGUGGGACCCUUUUGCGAAGCAACGACACACAGGCUUCGGAAGGUAGUCAGAUCAAAAAGAACUCGACAGCAUUCCGAGGGAGUCGAGUGUUACGUUCGACGACAACGGUACCAACAAAUAUUGACGGUGCAAUUUCCCCAAUGAUCACAAUGCUGGACAGUCCUCGAUCGGAGAGGAGGAGUAACAGCACCACAUGCUAA